GGUGGUGCGCGCCGCCUGGGCAGCCGGGGCCGGGCGGGCAGGGGGGCGGCGGGGGCCAUGCGGGGCUUCUCGGCCGAGCAGCAGCGGCGCCUGGCGCGGGACAUCGGGCGCCUGCUGGGCCUCUACGGCUUCCUGCUGGACGCCCACGUCGUGGAGUUCUUCGCCGAGGGCCUGUGGGGCCGGCUGCCCCCCUCCUGGCAGGCCGCCCUGGCCGACCUGCCCUCCCCGCAGCUGGCCGCCCUCCUGCUGCGGCGCGGAGCGGCCAGCUCCGGGCGCGUGUGGCCGCUGUCGCUGCUGGCCUUCGCCGCGGCCGCCCACGCGCUGUCCUUCCCGCGCAGGCCCCGGGCACGGGCAGAGGCGCGGCCGGAGGAGUUCCAGGGCAACGCCUGGCACCGCUCUCCGCUGGACCCGCCCUUCCGCAAGCACGUCAAGCCCAAGAAGCAGCACGAGAUCCGGCGGCUGGCGCAGCUGGUGAAGGAGCUCAGCGAGGCCACAGGGUGCCGCCAGGUGGUGGACGUGGGUUCUGGCCAGGGCCACCUGUCUCGUUUUCUGGCGUUCGGCCUCCAUUUGUCUGUCACUGCUGUUGAGCACGAUCCACACCUGGUGGGCCAAGCCAUCAAGUUCGACCGAGAGCUGCUCCAGGCCCUGAAGAAAGAGCAAGCCAAAGGCACUCAGGCAGGUGACCUCUCUCUCCGCGGGCCAAGCCAUGUGGUGGGCCGGGUUGACCCCCAGGCCCCCUGGCAGGACUUCCUGCAUUUGCUACAGCAAAGGAAGGGCGAGGAAGGCUCUCCUGGAGCUGACGGAACCCCAAAGACGAGCCCCGGUUUCCACAGGGGACCUGAAGAGAAGGACUGCCAAAAGGCGGGGCCCCAGAGGAGGAUGAACUGUGGAAAGGACCAGCAGCAGCCUCUGGGAGGAGGAGAGGCCCUCGGCCCGUUUUGCCCACGCAGCCCCCUUCCGCUGGAAAGGCCCAUGCUGCUCACAGGCCUCCAUGCCUGCGGCAACCUCAGCGUCGCCCUCCUGUGGCACUUUGUUCACUGUCCUCAGGUGGUGGGCAUCACCUCGGUGGCGUGCUGCUAUAUGAAGCUGACUGUGCAGGAGGCAGCCUUGGCCCCUGGCCCCAGGGCCUGUGGCUACCCGCUCAGCGCCUGGGUGUCUGGACUGCCAGGCCACCAGCUUUCCUACAAGGCCCGGGAAGGGGCCUGCCAUGCCCUGGAGGACUACUUGCGGAGACUCGCAGGUGACAGCGCCACCCUCCGGACACACUGCUUCCGCGCCAUGCUGGAGACGGUGAUACGGGCCGCUGACCCAACUAAAAAACGGCUUGGGGUGCAGACGAUCAACAAGUCCCACAUGCUCACCUUUGAAGAAUACAUCCGACUAGGGCUGGAGCGAGUGGGACUAAACCCGGGCCUGGCCCUGGACCAGGCCGCCUUGGAGGCCAUGCUGGGCCAGCAGCAGCGGGUCGUGGCCUUCUUCUGCCUGGCCCUGCUGCUGGCUCCGGUGGUGGAGACUCUCCUCAUGCUGGACCGGAUGAUAUACCUGCAGGAACACGGCUUCCAGUGUGAGUUGAUCCCACUGUUCGACCCCGCCCUCUCCCCCCGAAAUCUUGUGCUGGUGGCAGCAAAGACGGAGCUGAGCUCUGCUUUCUCUAAUUGGGGGGCAGAGAACAAGAAGACCUCCCAGAACGGGGAGCAGGAAGGCCUGCCUGGGAGGGGGCCGGGGAGGAGGUUCAAGCCGAAGCGCGGCCAGAAGAACCGACCUCUGGCUGCAGACUCUUAGCAACAGAGGCACUUGGCCCGAGAUGAACAGCAAGGUGUAAAUAUUUUAAUAAAUACCUCUUUGAGAAAGA
Molecule: messenger RNA, 1852 nt
Organism: Eublepharis macularius
Lineage: Eukaryota; Metazoa; Chordata; Lepidosauria; Squamata; Eublepharidae
Gene: METTL25B
Product: methyltransferase like 25B
Exons: 8
Coding region: 58-1782 (574 amino acids)
Biological process (GO): rRNA modification
Molecular function (GO): rRNA (adenine-N6,N6-)-dimethyltransferase activity
Source: RefSeq, a predicted model, not a curated record